AUGCUUCGUUUGAGUGAAAAAAAAAAAUCACGAACUUUUAUUGAAUUUACUUCUCUUAGUUUCAUCAUGUUUUUUCUACUAUUUCCCACCAAAACAGAUAAAACUAUGUCAAAUACCAUUCCAUUCAAUAAAAGGUACAUCUAUAAUUUAGACCCAUCCAUCCUUGAAUCCUUACAGACCCUAUACUUUGAUUCAAUAACUUUUGAGCAGAAGUCGUAUGAGGAAUAUAUUUCACGUAGAAAAGAUGAGAUUGAAGACACAACAAACGUACAAAGGGCCGACUUGUUUACCAAACCGGUCAUCGUUCGGCCAAAAGCGAGGGCUAGUAUAAGUCAAGCAUUGUCGAAUUUAAGUACUUCCAUGACUGAAAAGCAACAAUUGGAGGAUAGUUCAUCAGAGGGCGAACUAAAUGACAGCAAUACCGAAUCAGAGUCAGACAUGGAAAAUGAAGAUGAGAGUAGAGGUGAAGAAUUGUACAGAAUAAGUGAGAACGUGGAUGAUGACCAUCAAUCUACAAUCAGUUUUAUGUCUACCAAGUCUCCUAUGAUUUUGUUCAAGUCCCCCAUAAUUGAAGAUGAUAACAAAUGUUUUGGUAUUUACAAGGUUAGUAUAAAUGCCAUUGAUUCACCAAAUUUUGACCCAAUCUCAACUUUAAGGAAUAUAACAUAUAACACCGAAAAUACAAUACCUAAGGAUCCUAUACAAGCUGGCAUGUCUGCUAUUUUUAUGAUGUCAUCGGGUCAUUUUGCUGGUGCAAUUAUUUCUCAUUUACCACAUUCCACAAAAGGUAAUAAGGGCACGGCCACCGAGCUACACAUGCAAUCAGUAAGGAUGCUAGCCCAUAAAACCUUCCACAGAUAUACCACUCGUAGAAAGCAAGGAGGUUCACAAAGCGCAAUGGAUGAUGCAAAGGGUAAGGCCAAUUCGGCUGGUAGUACAUUAAGACGGUAUAACGAACAGGCACUAGGAAAAGAUAUUGAGGAACUAAUGGAGGAGUGGAAACCUUUAUUGGAUCAAUGUACUUCUAUCUAUAUAAGAGGCUCAGGCAAAGGUGGUAAGAAUGCUAGAGGUACAGGUUUAAUUGUUAGGGAUUCCAAAGAUCCUAAAGCGAUAAUUAAAACAGGCGACAAACGUGUCAAAUUCAUUCCUUUUGCGACAAAGAGGCCAACUACAAUGGAAAUAAAACGGACCUGGUGUGAGCUAUCAUACCUACAUGUUGUUGAUGUACCUGCUAUCUCUAAAACAGAAAUUGAAAAAAAACGCAAAAGAGAAGAACUGUUGCAAAAAUCCAAAGAGGAGAGUCAUGCGGUUGAUAAUGAGCUUGCGGACAAGAUUAAGCUGAGCAAUGAUUUGAUACAAUUAUUAAAAAAAUCAAAGGCUCCUGCACUGAUUGCAUUCAUGAAAAAGAACCAAUCCAAAAUUGAUGUUAACUUCAGAUUGCAACCUGCAGAUCAUUAUGAAACCAAUCCAACUUUGUUGCAUUAUGCAUCUAGAAAAUCUCUCCCAUUUAUGGUUCAAACACUUAUGGUACAGUUACAUGCGGACCCAACAAUUCUUAACUCUUUAGGUCAAACUGCAUAUGAGAUCGCUGGCGAUAAAGAUACUCGAUAUGCCUUUAGAUUUAGUAGACACAUUCUUGGUGAACAUAGUGGUAUUUCAUGGAUUGAUUCAGGCGUUGGGUCUGCAAUGACAAAAGAUGAAAUCGAGCUAGCCAAGUCAAAGGACAAACAACAACAAGAAGAGAUUGCAGAUGAGGAAAAGAAAGAAUUAAAGAAGCAGCAUAAUGCAAUAGUGCAAGAUUUCCGAGAGAGAGAACAAUCAAAAGCUAAACAUACUUCUACAAUUACAGGGCCUGGAUUACUUAGAGUAUCCGAAGAACAGAAGCUAAGCGGAUUGUCAGAGGCGCAAAGGAUGAAAGUAUUGCGAGAACAGAGGUUCCGUGCAAUCGAAGCAAGGUUGAAGAGAGCACAGUCAUGA
This is a messenger RNA of Pichia kudriavzevii, 1977 nucleotides long. RefSeq lists its product as uncharacterized. Lineage: Eukaryota; Fungi; Ascomycota; Pichiomycetes; Pichiales; Pichiaceae. The coding region runs from base 1 to 1977 and encodes 658 amino acids. The record is from RefSeq and is a predicted model, not a curated record. The transcript has a single exon.